This is a messenger RNA of Sinocyclocheilus grahami, 1134 nucleotides long. RefSeq names its product TSEN2 tRNA splicing endonuclease subunit (gene tsen2). The record is from RefSeq and is a predicted model, not a curated record. Gene Ontology annotation, cellular component: cytoplasm; tRNA-intron endonuclease complex. Gene Ontology annotation, biological process: tRNA splicing, via endonucleolytic cleavage and ligation; tRNA-type intron splice site recognition and cleavage. The transcript has 7 exons. NCBI's taxonomy places the organism in Eukaryota, Metazoa, Chordata, Actinopteri, Cypriniformes, Cyprinidae. Gene Ontology annotation, molecular function: tRNA-intron lyase activity; nucleic acid binding. The coding region runs from base 410 to 979 and encodes 189 amino acids.
UAUUUUUUUUUAUUGGACUCUUAUAUUUUUCAUACAGGAUGAGAGCGUAUCGUAUUAAAUGCGUAAGCUGAUCAAUUUCAAUUCUCCCGUUACUCUCACUAUUUUACCAGGUUUUGAGGAUAUGCACAAAAUGCUGUUGAAAACGGUGCAGAUCUCUUUUGCGAUGCACCAAAACGUAUGCAGUGGAUGGAAAAUUGGCUAGUGACAGCUUAGAAGUAGAAAGUGCAUAAAAAUGAGCACAUCUUCGACCGAAUGAAUGCACAAACAGUCUGAAUGUUAAGCGGUACGGAGCUGAUUGCAGAGGAGAAGAAAACGCAGUGACAGUUUUCACUCUUCUUCAGAGAACUUUGCCUUCAGCGGUUUCGGAAAAGACACUGUGUUUGUUUUUUUAUGAGCGAACCUGUUAGUAAUGGACUCUUGUCUAUUUCAGGAGCAGCAGGGCAAGUUAGUGUGCAGAAUAAACCCUUUCAGCACGAUGGAGUAUCUGCAACUCAGUUAUGAAGAAGCGUUCUUUCUGGUCUAUGCUCUGGGCUGCUUGUCAGUUUAUUACAGCGGGGAAGCUCUGUCGGUGGCUCAGGUUUGGACCAUGUUUCGUUCGCUGCAGCCCAACUUCUCCAGCUCCUACGCGGCCUAUCACUACUUCCGCAGUAAAGGCUGGGUGCCAAAGUCUGGAGUUAAAUACGGGACUGAUUUAAUGCUCUACCGAAAAGGACCACCGUUUUAUCAUGCAAGCUACUCGGUGGUGGUGAACCGCUGUGAUGAGUCUCUGCGGCCCUUCAGCUGGAAAUCUCUCGCUGCUCUCAGCAGAAUCACUGGGAACGUCUCUAAGGAGCUGAUGCUGUGCUCCGUCAUCACUCCAUCAGACAUGACCGAAGACAUGCUGUCCUCUCCAGAGUGUCUGAAACGAUUCACUCUACAGGAAGUCAUCCUGAGCAGAUGGGUCUCCUCAAGAGAGAGAACUGAACAGGAGGAAAUCUAGACCUUUAUAAGCCAACAUUCCCUUUUCCGUGUUUAUUUUGCAUCAAGAUUAAGCUGCGACUUAUUUUUCUUUAAUAAUGUUCAGAUGGUGUUUAAACAAUGUCCAGACGCAGACAGUCUUCAACAAUAAAUAUACAGAGCAAACAGAAGAUCAGC